AUUAGAUUCAGUAAAGUGAGUCGGUGAGUGCGCGCUAGUCGGUCCGGUAUUGUGUGGAAUCAAGUCAAAUCGUUGGAUCGCUCUUUUGUUAUGUAAUUCACUCUCUCCUCUCUCCCUCCCUCACUCUCUCUCCCUAUUUCUUUCUCUCUCUCCUUCUUCUGUUUCUUCCUUUCGCGUUUUAUCUUUCUCCGGUCGUGUGGCUGUUUCGAUCCAUUGCAUUCGUAGAAAACGCUAUACAUCGCUGUAUUCGUCGAAUCUGUUUUUUUGAAUACCUGCGCCACAUUAUUCGGCGGGACAAAACAUAACUGGCUGUUGGGAUGGGUGCAUUAUUCAGGAGCGAGCAGAUGGCCCUCUGCCAGUUGUUUAUUCAACCAGAGGCGGCCUAUCUUUCCGUUUCCGAACUCGGGGAAACGGGCACGGUGCAGUUUCGUGAUCUCAACGGCGAUGUGAAUUAUUUUCAACGAAAAUUCGUCAACGAAGUGCGUCGAUGCGACGAGAUGGAACGGAAACUUCGGUACAUCGAAGCUGAAGUAAGGAAGGACGGAGUACCGAUUGCUGAUAACCUCACUCAACUACCACGGGCACCGAAUCCUCGUAUGAUCAUAGAUCUCGAGGCCCAUCUCGAGGAAACGGAGAACGACAUUUUAGAGCUGAGCCAAAACGCGGUGAACCUGAAGAGUAACUACCUCGAGUUGACGGAAUUGCGACACGUGCUCGAGAAGACUCAAAUAUUUUUCACGGAGAAGAAUCAAGAUUCGUAUCUUCUUCUAUAUCAACAGGAAGAGGCCAAUGACUCGAUCACCAGGACGCUAAUUAACGAGGAACCACAGAAUCCAAGCGCGUCAAGUCGGGGACGUCUCGAGUUCGUUGCUGGAGUAAUAAGCCGAGAACGAAUACCAGCUUUCGAGAGAAUGUUGUGGCGAAUAUCCCGUGGAAAUGUAUUUUUACGUCAAGCUGAGCUCGAUAAGCCAUUGGAAGAUCCAGCUACUGGUAAUCAAAUUUAUAAAACGGUAUUCGUCGCGUUUUUCCAAGGAGAGCAGCUGAAGAGCCGCAUCAGGAAAGUUUGCAGUGGUUUUCAUGCGUCUUUGUACCCAUGUCCGCACAGCCACGCGGAUCGCGAGGAUAUGGUGAAAGGCGUUCGAACGCGACUGGAAGACUUGAACUUGGUAUUAAAUCAAACGCAAGAUCAUCGUCAACGCGUGUUACAUAACGUUGCCAAGGAGUUACCCAAUUGGACGAUUAUGGUUCGAAAGAUGAAGGCCAUUUAUCAUACGAUGAAUCUGUUCAACGUGGACGUAACGAAAAAGUGCCUUAUAGGAGAAUGUUGGGUACCUGUUGCCGACCUCACCAUUGUCCGAGACUGUCUCACGGAAGGAUCGCGUCUCUGUGGUAGUACGAUACCAUCGUUCCUCAAUGUUAUCUACACAAACGAAGAUCCUCCGACGUUUAACAGGACCAACAAGUUCACCAGAGGUUUUCAAAAUUUGAUCGACGCUUACGGCGUGGCAUCGUAUCGCGAAGCUAAUCCAGCUCUUUAUACGAUUAUCACUUUCCCUUUCCUAUUUAGCGUCAUGUUCGGCGAUUGUGGACACGGUUUAAUUUUGAGCCUGUUCGCUGUAUAUAUGAUCGCGUUGGAGAAGAAGUUUAUGGCGCAAAAGUCAGCGUCCGAAAUUUGGAAUAUAUUUUUCGCCGGACGUUAUAUUAUCCUUCUUAUGGGUUUGUUUUCCAUUUACACUGGCAUCAUCUACAAUGACGUGUUCUCAAAGUCAUUUAACAUAUUCGGGUCUAGUUGGCAAAUAUCGUACGAAGAUACAAUCGAGGAAGAUGAUGUGAUUGAGUUGAAUCCAGCUACCAGUAAUUACGCGCAAGUGCCUUAUCCAUUGGGUAUGGAUCCUGUUUGGGUAUUAGCCGAGAACAAGAUAAUAUUUUUGAAUUCGUACAAAAUGAAGCUGUCGAUCAUCUUCGGUGUCGUGCACAUGAUCUUCGGCGUGUUCAUGAGUAUCCCUAAUAUUAUGCAUUUCAAGAGAUACUCGAGCUUAUUCCUAGAAUUCUUGCCACAGUUACUUUUCCUUGUUUUAUUAUUUUUCUAUCUGGUAGUUUUGAUGUUCGUUAAGUGGGUUUUAUAUAAUCCGGCUUCAACAGAUCAUAGAUACAGUCCUUCGUGCGCACCAUCGGUUUUGAUUACGUUUAUUAAUAUGAUACUGCAGGGUCACGCUACCGUGCCACUUGGUUGUUCGGAGUUCAUGUUCCCGGGUCAGUCUAUUCUUCAGAAUGUUUGCGUGAUACUCGCUGUGUUAUGUGUGCCUGUGAUGCUUCUUGGCAAGCCUCUUCUCUUCUUAUUCCAGAAGAAGCGACGAGAAGCGAGAGUCUUGGGCAAUGGGACUCCAUCUCAAGACAUCGAAUUGCAAACCGAAGGUUUACAAAAUAAUGUGGCUAUUAGUCAAGCCACCGAUGCUCACGAAUCGGAAACAUUCGGUGAAGUGAUGAUACACCAGGUUAUUCAUACUAUAGAAUAUGUUCUCUCAACGAUAUCUCACACUGCCUCUUAUCUACGUUUAUGGGCUUUGUCGUUGGCCCAUGGACAACUUUCCGAAGUGUUGUGGAAUAUGGUGUUACGCAAAGGUUUGGGUGCUACCGAGGAUAACUAUGUAAAAAGCGUUAUAUUGUUUUUGACAUUCGCUGCAUGGGCCGCAUUCACCGUCGCCAUCCUUGUGAUGAUGGAAGGGCUAUCGGCUUUCCUGCAUACCCUUCGGCUUCAUUGGGUAGAGUUUAUGAGCAAAUUCUACGAUGGCCAGGGUUAUCCCUUUCAGCCAUUCUGUUUCAAAACUAUCUUAGAUGCGGAAGAAUCCGAAGACUAAUAUCGGACCACUGCUGUGAUCCUCGGCAAUAACAAUUAUAAUUAGACAUACAUAUCCAUCGUGUUAAACGGAAAGACUUGUUUUUAUUUUAUGUAUAUAACCAGUUCAGCAGUAUCGAAUGAAAUACAGCGGAAAGAUGUGUCUGUUUUAGGAAAUUUCUAUCAGUAUGUUUGAGAGCAUUCUCAGAUUAACCGAUUGAUCGCGAUUUAAACGAUACAUCAAUCGUCGUAGGAACAACGUUUAAUCCAAGAUAGAUAGCCCGUAUCGUUUCUUAUUUAAUCGUAAACGAAUUGGACAACAGUAUUGCGACAUGUCUAACGUUAUUUACCAUUUACCGAUUCUUUUUGGAAGCUUGCAUCGUGUAUCGAACGUACGUAUAUACCUAAAUAUAUAGUAUAUAUGUAUCAUGUAGGUACUCGGUGUACGUUGGAAAAGCAAUUUCGAGAAAUGUAUAUCAAUGAUACGAUAAAUUAUGCUGUAAAUUCUGAUAGAACGAAACCUGAAGAGAUAACGGAAGAAUUUCGAUGGAUCGGUAGGUACCGAUUAAUAAAACGCAAAAAUUAAUCGAAUUAAUUUGAGGGAAUUUUUUGGAAUAUUCCGCUAAACAGAGGAAUAUCUAUAUUGUGCUUUCUCUGCGUAAAUUCUUUAAACAGUCUAAUAACAUCGAACACGUAAAUUCGUCGCUAGAAACUGAAGACAGUCGUUGGAUGAAACAGAUUUCUUAGGUCGAGUAACAUGUAAUUUCAUUCGUGUUUUUGUUAGAUCACAGCACGUUAAGUAUUAGCUGUUACGUUUCGUAUACGAUCCAUCUAUACUUGUAUAAUUAAGAAAUAAUUUAUUUGUCUUAUUUCUUCGUAAAUAUGUAUCCUUCGUGAAAAAUUGAAAAUACCUGUACUUGUACGUAGUAGGUGCCGUGACGUUCUUUAAAUAAUUUUUACAGCAUUCUACUAAAUAGGACAUAUACGGUGGCGAAAGUUUAUCGAUCGACCUUAUUCACGAAUCUAUCAAUCAGUCCCAGUAUUUUUAAAAAAGAGAAAUAUAUCGUCAAGUUUUCCUACUAAAAAUAUUUUUUCUAUUUUCUUAUUAAUGCGAUAGAAACUAGUCGAAGAAAAUCGUAGACGAGAUAAAGAGGGUAAUUUUUCUAAAUUCUACACCAAGGUAAUAAUACACGGUUAUUCGGAAGAGAAAUUCGUCUUGGAUCAACUAAGCAUAUCGUUGAUCGGUAAAUCGGUACACGUCUCGUUCAUUCCAUUGUUCAUUGUCAAAAUAUGACGAAACGGUAAAAGUAUCGCGUAACGUAAUACAAUAUCCAGCAUACUAUCUAUAUUCGCAUAAUAUUAUUAUGCUAGGAGUAUAUAUAAGCGGAGAGAAGAGUUGAAAUCUGAGAAGGAUGGCGGGAAUGUACAUUCUAUAUUACUAGAGUACAAAUUGUUGAGAGUGAUUGCGAGAAGUAUUGACCCUGCAACUAAUAAGAAAUGCCGAUCGUUAGAGAUACAUCCAAUAUAUUGUAGGUAUUAAUAUCCAAUGUAUCCAAUAUAACGUGGAAAAAGAAGAAAAAAAGCGAUGCAAAUAUAUAUUUUACCAAUA
Messenger RNA from Bombus terrestris (buff-tailed bumblebee), 4445 nucleotides. RefSeq names its product V-type proton ATPase 116 kDa subunit a 1 (gene Vha100-2). Gene Ontology annotation, cellular component: vacuolar proton-transporting V-type ATPase complex; vacuolar proton-transporting V-type ATPase, V0 domain; plasma membrane. NCBI's taxonomy places the organism in Eukaryota, Metazoa, Arthropoda, Insecta, Hymenoptera, Apidae. Bases 318 to 2858 code for a protein of 846 amino acids. The record is from RefSeq and is a predicted model, not a curated record. Gene Ontology annotation, biological process: proton transmembrane transport; vacuolar acidification. The transcript has 14 exons. Gene Ontology annotation, molecular function: proton-transporting ATPase activity, rotational mechanism; ATPase binding.